CAUCUUCUUCCAAAACCAAUCCAUCCAUCAUACCCAUUGGAAUAUAAUAUUCCCCUCCAAUCCCCAUUACUCUCCCUCUAAAGCAAGAAUUAGACUAAUAUUCUUGCUACGGAGGUGAAAAAUGAAUUCCACCCUUCCUUCCUUCCCCUUUAAAUACCUCCUCCCCACCAUUCUCUUCAUGACACCACCCAAUUUUCCCUCCCAAUCACCUACGUCUCCAAUUCCGACCAUCAACAAUGGCUCUCAAAGCCGUCCACGUCUCCGACGUUCCUCAUCUCGAUCAAGUCUCGGAAAACACCGCAUUAUCCAUGUGUUCCCCUUGCUUUUCUAAUUGUGUUAAUGACGAUGAAAAUGCAAAGUGCGGUUUUAAAUUUCUCAAAUUUGUGGUGAUGGGGCACAGAGGGAGUGGGAUGAACAUGUUGCAAUCGCCAGACCGGAGAAUGAAAUCGAUCAAGGAGAAUUCAAUCCGCUCCUUCGACGCCGCCGCUAGUUGCCACAUUGACUUCAUCGAAUUCGAUGUUCAGGUCACAAAAGAUGACUGCCCAGUCAUUUUCCAUGACAACUUCAUCCUCACUCAAGCCAAGGGUGCCAUUGUAGAGAAGAGAGUUACAGAUAUUGCUCUGGAUGAGUUUUUCUCAUAUGGACCCCAGAAAGAGACUGGGAAUGUGGGGAAGCCACUAUUUAGAAAAACAAAAGAUGGGAGAAUCUUUGAAUGGAAGGUUGAGAAAGAUGAUCAUCUAUGUACGUUGCAAGAGGCUUUCCAGAAGCUAGACCAGUCAGUGGGAUUCAAUAUUGAAUUGAAGUUUGAUGAUCUUAUUGUCUAUAAGGAGGUUGAACUCUCGCACAUACUUAAAGUCAUCUUGAGGGUUGUGUUUGAGCAUGCAAAGGAUAGACCCAUCAUCUUCUCAAGCUUUCAACCUGAUGCAGCCCUGUGGGUUAGGAAAUUGCAGGGCACCUACCCUGUAUUUUUUCUUACUAAUGGGGGAUCCGAAAUUUACACUGACAUAAGAAGGAAUUCAUUGGAUGAGGCUAUCAAGUUGUGCUUGGCUGGUGGCUUGCAAGGGAUUGUAUCUGAAGUCAGGGCCAUGUUUAGAAAUCCAGGUGCAGUUCCCAGAAUAAAAGACUCCAAGCUUGCCCUCAUAACCUAUGGCCAAUUGAACAAUGUGCCAGAGGUUGUGUACAUGCAACAUCUAAUGGGCAUCGGGGGAGUUAUUGUCGACUUAGUCAAGGAGAUCACAGAAGCGGUAUCUGAUAUAACGAGUCUCACCAAGGAAGGUGAAGAAGAAGAAGAAAAAGGUUGCUUACUUGAAGAGAAAGGGAAAGCGGAAGUGAGAGGAACGCUCAUGCUUGCUGAAACUCAUACCAGAAUUGAUUCAACCUUGAUUCAUGAGCAUAACACAGUAAACUAGUCCAUGAAAACAUGACAUUUUGUUUCUUUAAACAUUCCAUCAAGUAGAGCAUGUACACUAAAUACAUGCUACUAGUGUGCCUUGCUUCCAUCCCUUAACUUUGUACUGAUUAAUUCUUAACUGUUGUUUGUAGUUUUCAGUUUGUAACCUGAGAGUAUCCAGCCUACAGAGGUGGCUUCUUGUUGUAAUCUUUUGUGUUCUUUUGUUGCACAGUGAAAUGAAAUUUACUCAUCUUC
Messenger RNA from Rubroshorea leprosula, 1645 nucleotides. Lineage: Eukaryota; Viridiplantae; Streptophyta; Magnoliopsida; Malvales; Dipterocarpaceae. The record is from the annotation of a GenBank genome assembly.